Messenger RNA from Glycine soja, 1354 nucleotides. RefSeq names its product 2,3-dimethylmalate lyase-like. Bases 65 to 1339 code for a protein of 424 amino acids. The transcript has 7 exons. Gene Ontology annotation, molecular function: catalytic activity. NCBI's taxonomy places the organism in Eukaryota, Viridiplantae, Streptophyta, Magnoliopsida, Fabales, Fabaceae. The record is from RefSeq and is a predicted model, not a curated record.
AGCAACCUUUUCCCCUUAUAAUAUUAUCCUUGCGGGUUGCGAGGGGAUAGGGAUAGGGAUAGGGAUGGAGAAAGUGAAGGUGCUUCGGCGACUCCUUGAGACACCAGGGGUUCACCAGGGGCCAGCCUGUUUCGACGCUCUGGGUGCGAAGCUCAUAGAAUCCGCUGGCUUCCCCUACUGCAUCACCAGUGGCUUCUCCAUCGCCGCUUCCAGGUUGGCUCUGCCCGACACCGGCUUCAUCUCCUACGGCGAAAUGCUGGAGCAGGGCCAACUCAUCACCCAAGCCGUUUCCAUUCCCGUCAUUGGCGACGCCGACAACGGCUACGGCAAUGCCAUGAACCUCAAGCGAACCGUCAAGGGUUUCAUUGCCGCCGGUUUCGCAGGAAUCAUUCUGGAAGACCAGAUUGCGCCGAAAGCGUGCGGGCACACGCGCGGGAGGAAAGUGAUACCGAGAGAGGAGGGCGUUAUGAAGAUUAGAGCCGCCGUGGAUGCGAGAAGAGAGAGUGGGUCUGACAUUGUGAUUGUGGCGCGCACGGAUGCUCGGCAAGCUGUGUCCUUGGAGGAAGCGUUGACGAGGUGCAAGGCUUAUGGGGAUGCUGGGGCCGAUGUUCUUUUCAUAGACGCACUCGCUUCGGUUCAAGAAAUGAAAGCUCUCUGUCAACUUUCUCCCCAUCUUCCCAAACUCGCAAAUAUGCUUGAAGGAGGAGGCAAAACGCCUAUACUUAGUCCUCAAGAACUUGAAGACGUUGGUUAUAAACUUGCUAUUUAUCCAAUUUCCUUGAUUGGGGUUUGCAUACGAGCAAUGCAGGAUGCACUCACUGCUAUUAAAGGAGGCGCUGUUCCUCCUCCGGGAAGCAUGCCAUCUUUUGAAGAAAUCAAGGACAUCGUAGGUUUCGAUGCUUACUAUGAAGAAGAGAAGCGCUAUGCUACAAGCACCAAUCAACAGCUUUCCAAUAGAGAGAGCAGUAGCCUAUACAGUAUACAACGGAGAGAUCAAGUUGAUAAAGAGCAGACAAGUCAAAGUUUCAAAGAUCCAAUUGUGGAAGUAAUAACACCUGAUGAUGUGUACAAUAAAUAUGGUGCAGAUAGUUCAAGGAACCCUUUUUCUGGUAUCUGGUCUCGAACUCUCAGAGUAAAAAUAACUGGCAGAGUUGGAUUUGAGAAACUCGAUCUUAGGAUUCCUGCUGGGUUUCUGGAUGGAAUCACAAACAUAGUUCCUGCUUUGGGUGGCCUAAACAUCAAAGAACUGUUGGAUGAUGUGACUGAGGAAGUUGGGGGGAAAUUCUUGUUAGAUUUUCAAGACAGGAUGGGUGACAGAAUUCAAGUAUUUCUGGAGUGAUUCCACAUGACUUUU